Molecule: messenger RNA, 1538 nt
Organism: Porites evermanni
Lineage: Eukaryota; Metazoa; Cnidaria; Anthozoa; Scleractinia; Poritidae
Source: the annotation of a GenBank genome assembly
AUGGCGUCCUUUCAGAACAACAUUGUUUACGGUCCUUCGUUUUUCACUGAGGAUGAUAUUCCUGGCAGUUCGUUGGAUGGAAGAAAUCCGAAUCGAUUGAAAAAUUCCGAAUUAAAGUUUUGGUUGAAGUGUCGUGGCUAUUCGUGUAAAGGAUUGUCAACCAAAGCUCAACUUUGUAAGCGGUAAGUUUCGAGACCAAACAGUAAGCUUAGCGUCGUUGCUAUGGCCUAGAGUCUCAAAUAUUUCCAUUAUUUUACAGGGUAAACGAGUACUUGGAGGCAAACAUAACCCACCUCCUUGUUGAUCCGGACGAAAAUGUCAUUUAUACCAGGCGUCAAAGACGACUUCUCGGUGGUCAGGAUAAUUCUACUAAUCCAAACUUACCUCCGGUCGACGAGCCACCUCACAACACAAAGAAGGUAGCUUUUCCUGCAAAUGGAUGGGGAACGUCUCUGGAAAAAAGUCCACUGUUUACCCGUGCAGAAAUGGAUCGUCAUAUUUCCAAAUCAGGGAAAAAGCACGGUAACAGCGCAGAUAAUCACACGUUGCCCACAGGACUGCGGAAAGCGAAGGGUUUUCUUGCUGAUGAAUACCUUCAUGAGAUACAAACCUAUCACGAUGAAAGGUAUUUCUAUUAUCGCGCCAAGUGUUUUCACAGUUUCAAAACUCGUGAAGAGCCACAUAAUUUGAAACUUGCACUUUGUAUUGUUUCUGGAGAAGUCGAGCAUGCAUAUUGUGGGCCAAGUUGUGCAGCUGGAAAGUCAGGAUUCUGCAACCAUGUCCUGGCUUUCAUGAUGAAAGUAUGUAAAUACUCAUUGUUUAACUGUAAGGAUGUUCGGGACCUGAGAGAUGAAGAAGAUGAAAACCCGAGCACAGCAUGUACUUCUGCCUUGCAGAGCUGGCACCGAUCAAGACUUGACGGGAUCCAUGCCCAGCCUGUUAUGGAAGUAGUGAUUUCCAAUCCAGUAAACAGUGCUGAUAAAAACAAGAAGACUGGGGUGACUUGCCUACUAACCGAAGCAAGGAGAGGAGAAAGUGACACUAAUGGAAAACUUAAAAAUUUAAUUGAAUCUCUUGAGCAGCAUAGCUCAAAAAUAGGUAUUACACAAGUUGUCGACACUGCUAGUCUUGAUACUUUGCCUACUGUGGACACUCGCUUUGGAAAAUGUCCAGUUGGAUCAUAUGGAUCAUACCAGCUAUCCUUCACAGAGUCUAAUUUCUCUUACAUAAGCUCGUUUGAUGGAUCUCAAGAGGUUGCUCACUGCACAGCAACUGAAUUCCCCGCUUACCCCUCUUUUCCUUUGGAUGAAUGUAAUGGCUCUUUAGUUCCACCAGACAAUCUAACUGAGAAAGAGCAGGAACUGCUAAGGAGUCUUAAUGUAAAUGUUAUCAAGGCCAACAAAAUAGAAGAAAAGACAAGAGAGCAGGCGGAGUGUGUGGAAUGGAUGCAAGAACGCAAAAACAGAUUUACCGCAUCUAACUUUGGGAAAAUUUCAAGGAGGCAAAGGAACCAUAAGAAGUUUGUUGAAGAUCUUUUG